This is a messenger RNA of Tupaia belangeri chinensis (Chinese tree shrew), 681 nucleotides long. Its product is annotated as protein YAE1 homolog. The transcript has a single exon. The record is from RefSeq and is a predicted model, not a curated record. Lineage: Eukaryota; Metazoa; Chordata; Mammalia; Scandentia; Tupaiidae. Bases 1 to 681 code for a protein of 226 amino acids.
AUGUCCUGGGUUCAAGCAGCACAGUUGGUCCGGGGCCCUGGUGAUGAGGCAGACGUGUUUGACGAGGAAGCGGACAAGUCUCUUGUGGUGCAGCGAGAAUGGUGGAGUCACAUGCAAAGACAAGUCAAAGAAGGUUAUAGAGAUGGAAUAGACGCUGGCAAAGCAGUUGCUCUUCAGCAGGGCUUCAAUCAAGGUUAUAAAGAAGGUGCAGAAGUCAUUAUCAACUACAGACAACUCAGGGGAACAUUGAGUGCUUUGCUCUCCUGGCGUCACCUUCAUAGUAAUAGUUCAACUUUAAUCACUAAAAUAAAUCAUCUUCUGGAUGCAGUUGGCCAGUGUGAAGAGUAUGUGCUCAAACAUCUGAAAUCAAUCACUCCACAACCCCAUGUUGUAGAUUUAUUGGACUCCAUUGAGAAUAUGGACCUUUGUCAUGUAGUUCAAGCUGAUAAAAAGACCAAUGAAGCUGAAGAUGAAAGACUCUGUGAAAACAAUGCUGAAUAUAACAAAAACUGUAGCAAGAGUCCUGUUGGGCUAGAGUGUUCAUAUGUAGGAUGUGGCAGAACAGAGGAGCGUGCACAUGCCAAAAACCCAGGCCUCACCUGGAUUUUAGAACAGACAGCCAAUUUAGUUAAACAGCUAGGAGUGUCUGUAGACAUAUUACAACACCUCAAACAGCUAUAG